Talaromyces stipitatus ATCC 10500 is the source of this 1032-nucleotide messenger RNA. Its product is annotated as dihydrodipicolinate synthetase family protein. Gene Ontology annotation, molecular function: 4-hydroxy-tetrahydrodipicolinate synthase activity. The record is from RefSeq and is a predicted model, not a curated record. NCBI's taxonomy places the organism in Eukaryota, Fungi, Ascomycota, Eurotiomycetes, Eurotiales, Trichocomaceae. The transcript has 2 exons. Bases 1 to 1032 code for a protein of 343 amino acids.
AUGACCAGGAAGGAAGCUCUGCGAGCUUUUAUGCAAGGCUGGGGAAAGCUACAUGGCUUUCAAAAGGGCUGCUAUCGCACCCCAGUUUUCAAGACCGUCAAUAUGGUGGGCUUUGAUAUGCGCGGUCUGACCCCCGCUCCGGUCACCCCCUUCACUCCCGAUGGCGCUGUUGACUAUGAAGCAAUUCACCGUCUCGGUUCCUGGCUCGGCAGUAUUGAUGGCGUCAAGGGUCUCGUAGUUCUCGGCCAUGCUGGCGAGGGCACCUUUCUCACCCCACAAGAGCAAGAGUCCGUCGUCAAGGCAUUUGUCAAGUCUGUGGAUAACAAGACCCCCAUCAUCGCCGGUAUCACAGGAGAGGGAACGGAAGUUGCUGCCCUCGAGGCUAAGCGUGCAAAGGACGCUGGUGCUGCUGCGGGUCUUCUUUACCCGUCUCACGGCUGGUUGCGCUUUGGAUAUCAGCCUGGCGCACCGCAGGACCGUUACAAACGCGUUUAUGAAGCCAGCGGUCUCCCGCUGAUCCUUUUCCAGUACCCCGACAAUACCAAGGCCACGUAUAGCCUGCAGACUAUGCUCGAUAUCUCAGCUCAGCCCGGUGUGUUUGCUAUGAAAAAUGGAGUACGCAAUAUGCGUCGCUGGGAUACUGAGAUCCCUGUUAUUCGUCGCGAGCGUCCUGACCUUCAGAUUCUCAGCUGCCAUGAUGAAUACCUUUUACACACGGCUUUUGAUGUGGAUGGGUUCCUUGUCGGGUACGGCAACAUUGCGCCGGAGCCGUUGAUUGAGUUGAUCGCGGCUGGCAAGGAAAAGGACUAUAAAAAAGCGCGCGCAAUCCACGACCAGCUCCUCCCGGUAACCAAGAGUGUGUAUCAUCGAGGAUCGCACAUGGAAGGCACUGUUGCUCUAAAGCAUGCUCUUGUUGCGCGUGGAAUUCUUACGCAUGCCACGACACGGUCUCCUCUGCUUCCUCUUGAGCCUGGCGCUGAGCAGGAGAUUCACGCUGCCAUUAGUGCGGCUGCGCUGAGCAAGGUUGCUUGA